This is a messenger RNA of Scheffersomyces stipitis CBS 6054, 867 nucleotides long. RefSeq names its product Arg11p (gene ARG11). NCBI's taxonomy places the organism in Eukaryota, Fungi, Ascomycota, Pichiomycetes, Serinales, Debaryomycetaceae. Gene Ontology annotation, molecular function: L-ornithine transmembrane transporter activity. The record is from RefSeq and is a predicted model, not a curated record. Gene Ontology annotation, biological process: mitochondrial L-ornithine transmembrane transport. The coding region runs from base 1 to 867 and encodes 288 amino acids. The transcript has a single exon.
AUGGCUGAAAUCACUUGUGGGGCCCUCUCGGGUAUGAUAGGAAAGCUUGUAGAGUUUCCCUUUGAUACUAUCAAGGUCAGGUUGCAAGCAGCACACCAUUCCACUCCCAUAAGUACGCUUCAGAUGAUCCGCUACACCUACCAUAAUGAGGGUAUGGUUAACGGCUUCUACAAGGGUUUGAAGGCCCCUUUAAUGGGUGCCUGUGCUGAAACGGCUGUACUAUUCUCUUCCUACAACUAUGCCUCCAGCUUGUUCAUGAACAAAUUGAACUACAGCGAGCAGAAUUUACCAUUCUGGACCAAAUGUGUUUCAGGAGGAUUUGCUGGUGUCAUUGCCUCAUUCGUUUUGACUCCUGUCGAACUCAUUAAAUGUCAGCUUCAAGUAGCCAAUCUCUCUUCUUCUGCUGAACACAAGUCUGUAUCAUAUGUCUCAUUGAUCAAGCGAAUUUUGACUCAAGAAAAAGGAGUCUUUGGUCUCUGGAACGGACUUUCGAGCACCCUAGUAAGGGAAGCUGUAGGUACAUCUAUUUGGUUCGGAACAUAUGAAUAUGUUAGUCAUCAGUUCAAAACUCAUAAGCCAACCAGCAUCAACGAAGACGUUCAGUUGUUGAUCAGCGGAGCUAUGGCCGGUAUCACAUUCAACUUCUCAGUCUUCCCUGUAGAUACAAUUAAGUCUAACAUCCAGACAUACGAUAUAUUGAACCCCAACAAGAAGCACAUAGGGUUCCUUGAAUUUACCAAAAUGCUCCUUGCACGCCCAGGAGGAAUCACAAAUUUAUACAAUGGAUUGGCCAUCACUUUAAUAAGAUGUGUUCCAGCCAAUGCAUUAAUCUUCUAUUCAUACGAGUUACUUAAGAGAAACUUUUAA